Mya arenaria is the source of this 6297-nucleotide messenger RNA. RefSeq names its product extracellular matrix protein A-like. The transcript has 26 exons. Bases 171 to 3929 code for a protein of 1252 amino acids. Lineage: Eukaryota; Metazoa; Mollusca; Bivalvia; Myida; Myidae. The record is from RefSeq and is a predicted model, not a curated record.
CUAGACUUGUAUCGCAGACGCCUACAGGGGGAACAUUUGUUGUGAUCAGGAGGUUGUCAGGGAACUACUGUGAGAUUUUCGCUCAAAGAUGCGGGUUUAACCACUUCACGACUUGUUUUUUUUUCGACUGGUGCUAUAUAGUACAAUACAGUGAUUCACACAUCAUAAAAAUGGAUUAUAAAAUGACCUGCCAAUUGAGAUCAACAAGUGUUCUAGCACAGACAUGGACUUUAGGAAUUGUGUUUUUAAGCUGUUUAUCACACAUUCAUGCAAUAACCACGUCCGUGGUCUUGUUGAAUGCAGUUAGUGUUCAGACCGGGUCCGUGUCUUCAUUUAACUGUACUGUUACUGGUUCGGGGCCUGACCCCGCAAGUGUUGUUUGGUCGAUUCGAGACACCAGCGGGAACCUGUUAUCAAGCGCAAGCCUGUUUACCACACAACUAUUUGGCACAGCAGACAGCACUGACGGGUCUGUGAUCAGUCAGGGGACGUUUACUGUCACGCAGAGUCAUCUAGGGCAGCGCCUCUUCUGCACAGUCACUGACCAGGGGUCUAGUUCUACCACUAGCAUUUAUACAGUGAUCACCGCAACAAAUCAAGCAAAUCUUGGGCAGACCUGCAGUGCAGCAAUAUCGUGUUCCCCAGCAAACUCCCGGUGCAGCAACAAUAUCUGCGUGUGUUCAACUGGCUACACAGUGAAUGGAAACACAUGCAAUCAGAUCCAGCUUGGUGACAGCUGUGCGAGUUCCAGCUGUCCGGUCGCAAACUCCAUCUGCAACUCCCAGUCUAUCUGUGCCUGCAACACCAAUUACUACGCCAGCUCAGGAAGCUGUAUCCUUAAAAAACAACUCGGUAGUAGCUGUCCUGUUGGCAAUAGCCAGGCAUGUGCACCAAGCGACUCCCAGUGCAGUAGCUUCCAGCCUUACGUGUGCGAGUGUCAGAACGGCUACGUACAGUCAGGAUCCACUUGUGUCCUGAGUCAAGUGAGUCUUGGCCAAGCGUGUGUGAAUCCAGUCCGUCAAUGCUAUAUUGUACAUUCGAACUGUAAUGGCUUUGUCUGUGUGUGUGACUAUCAAUACGAACAGUCGAACAACAUCUGUAUUCUUUCACCCGCGGGUCUCGGUGAAUCCUGCACCAAUCCCAGCCGCACGUGCAGCGUGAGUGACUCCACAUGCACCUUUGGCACAUGCCAAUGCUCAAAUGGCUUUGUCAGUAGUGGCAGCACGUGUAUCACAAGCACGGCUGGCCUGGGAGACUCUUGUUCAAACCCUUCUCGCUCAUGCACUGUGUUGAACACGGUAUGUGAUCCAUUUUCUGGGUACACAUGCCAGUGCACGGGAAAUUACGUGCAGUUUGGAAACCAGUGUAUUGCCAACUAUGCUACGAUUGGUCAGUCCUGCAUAAACCCUUCAAGAACCUGUUCAACAACAAACACCAUCUGUGGCCAGGGGUCGGGCGUUUGCGUCUGUUCAUCUAACUACUUUCAGUCUGGAUCUACUUGCUAUCUUAGCAAUGUGGGACUAGGAGACCAAUGUUCCAACCCAACUAGGACAUGCUUGACAACAAAUUCGCUGUGUGGCAGCAAUGGUUUCUGCGAGUGCGCCUCUGGAUAUUUCCAGUCAGGGUCCCUCUGUUAUGAAAGCUCAGUUGGUCUCAAUCAGGCCUGUACAAAUCCCAGUCGUACAUGCUCAGUUACUAAUUCUAUAUGCGGAUCGUCUGGUCUGUGUGUGUGUGGAUCGGGAUACGUCCAAUCCGGAUCGUCAUGCAUCACUAGCACGGUGAAUCUGGGCGACUCGUGCGUGAAUCCCACUCUGACUUGCAGCGUGCCAAAUUCCUCGUGCGGAGUUUCCGGCACAUGCACGUGCUCUCAGGGCUACACACAGUCAGGAUCUACAUGUGUAUCAAACUCUGCGGGGCUCGGUGAAUCGUGCACAAGUCCGACUCGCACAUGCGUAGAUGCUAAUACAGAGUGUAAUGCUACAAACGGCACAUGUGAUUGUGAGAGCGGCUACGUAUCUAAUUCAGUCACAUGCAUCAGUGAAUCGGUAAACCUUGGAGAGUCGUGCGUAAAUCCUUCUCGCACGUGCAUCGUGUCCAACUCCCAGUGUUCACAGGGUGUGUGCUCGUGCCAGAGCGGAUAUGUUGCAUCAGGAAACUCCUGUAUCCUGCCUGUGGCGGGACAGGCUUGUGUUUCUUCCGUGGGCUGUGUCGCUACAGGAUCGGUGAAUCCAUCAUGUGUCAAUAAUGUCUGCGAAUGUCCAAACAACUUCUUCAUCUUCAAUGCUGGGUGCAAUGCCAAGGCCAGUAAUGGCCAGCCGUGCUCCAGCCAGGUCAGCAACUCUUGUCAGGAUAUACACGCUUCGUGCACAGGGACUUGCACGUGUAAUACGGGAUACGCUCUCCAAGGCAGCACGUGCACACAAACCACUACAACCACUUCCUGUCCAGCAAACACACAAAAUCCGUUCACAGUGAAUGGAGCUUCUAACUUCCCAAGUACGUAUGUUGGAGCAACAUGUUACGAAGUGAACCUUCACGAAUCCACCCAGAUGGUAUGUGAAGAUGCCAAGGGACAGCCACUUUCGGCAGCAGGCUGGUAUCAUAUGCCAAGCUUUACAGCUGUGAGCAUCUCCACAGGUGGCUUCAUUAACGGUGACAUCUCCAACACGGACCUGACUGUAUCUAACGCUCUCAGCAACUACACCGGGGACUACAUGUGUCGCCUGUGUUACUCCUCCAGCAGGUGCACCAACAGUACAACUGUCCAGCUACGAGUGCUUGGAACAGAGAUCCAGUCUUCGACCCUGUCUGUUUCACCAUCGGGAACAAUCACGAAAGGAAGCACAGUGACGCUCACCUGCAGCACAAGCCCCACAGGCGUGGCAUCAACAUACAUUUUCUACAAGGACUCAACAGUCAUCCAGUCGACCACACAAUCCACAUUCCAGAUACAGAACGUCCAGACGACACAUAUCGGCUCCUACCGAUGUAACGCUUCUAACACGUACAAUUCGCAGGUUUCCAGCUCGGUGGCUAUCAAUGUCCAGUAUUCUCCUGAAUUCACUCUGUCAUCUGGCACCAGCACCCAGACAGUUACACACAACUUUGACGAUGGUGACCUCGUCAUCACUUGCUCCGGAUUCUCGGCUAAUCCUGCGAUCUCUGCAUACACCUUUUACAAUGAGGCAGGCAGUCAGCUGGCAAGUAGCGCUAGUGCAUCAUACACUGUGAACUCUACUCAAGGAUAUCAGAUCUACUACUGUCGAGCGACCAACAGCCUCGGGACAUCUAACGAACAGUAUAUUGAUGUGCAGGAGCCUGGCACAGAGCCGGGAGUCGGUGCCUCCACUGAAAACACUGGACUAGGGACCGGAACCAUCGCUGCCAUCGUGCUUGGAAUCAUAUUCCUUCUACUGCUCAUCAUCAUCAUCAUUGUCUGCUGCUGUAGCUAUGGAUGGUGUCGUAAGAAGGAGAAGGUUGAACCGGAGAUCCAUAUCGUGUCCCAGCCACCUGUCAAACCCUACAUUCCAAGGACUAUUGUUUCUGCCACACCUUCUGUCCGCACAACUAAAGAGGUUGGGGUGAUGAUGAACGGCUACACCGACGCAAGUGUGAGCACGGAGGAGUAUGAGCCUUAUGUGGCCUCACCCCGCUACUACCUCAAACCUGCCACCAGCACCGGACCUAUCAUCUCAAUGUUUGACGACUCGUAUGAGCAACCGAGAGCGCACCAGCUUCCUGCCCUUGACACGCAGUAUUUGUACUCAGAUGAUCAUAAACCUCGCCACAAGAAGAAGCGCCGCAAGCAUCGUCGCAGCCACCGUGAGCCUUCUCCCCGUCGUGACGUCUACGCGGAGGUCACUCCUCCUAGUGACGAGGACCUUGUUGUAGUUCCGGGCAAGCAGAACUAUAUGGAGGCAGAUGCAUAAUGCUGCAUGGCUACAUGAUUUGUUUUUCGUACUAAUUUUUUCGGUCGCAAAUACUGUAAGACAGUUUUAAGAACGUCAGCUGUCAUACCUAGAGGAGGGUCUUGUCUUGGAAUCUGUAUAGAAAUGCAUUAUGAACGAUCGAAUGGAGAUUCCAAAUACGUAAAUGUUAAUGAUUUAUUGUUAACGGCAUUUUAUCGUUGUUUAGUAUGAUAUUGAGUUUUUUUUUAUUGUUACAAGAUAACAAGCUAUUGCUUUAUGAAGUGUAUGAACACUAUUUUAAGAUAAUUCAUUUUAGCAGUUUACAUCUUAACUGUGAUAUUUGUAGAUGUGUAAAGUAAAUGCUCAAAGUUUGUUUAUGUGCCUCGUGAAAAAACGCUACUUUUAUAGCUACUUAUUAUCAAAGGAACACUGUGUACCUAUCAAUAAAUCCAACAUGUCAGAGAGUUAUCACCAAAGAGCAUGUAACAAAACAACUCUUUUUAAGUAAGUGGAUUAAAUAAAAUCUAAAAAUUGGUUCGAAAUAAACGUAAGUGUGCAAAGGACUGUUUAUUUUGAAAACAUUUUUCAUCAUUACUCAGACAAAUCAAUUCAAAAGUGACUGUAAGAUAUGUUCGUUGACGAGACUAAAACUAGUUAGUAGGGAUCGCGGGAUAUCAUGACAGGUAGAACAAUCAUGCAUUGUCUAUAUUGAAUAGCUCAUAAUGUGCCCUGUGAGGUAAUAGAUUCUCCUCCAGAACUGAUAGGUCAACAAUUUUCAUAGUUGAUAAGAAAAUGAACAAAAUCAAAAUAGGUUUAAUGCUUUAGUAUUUAUGCGUUAUUUUAAGAGCUUUUAUGUAGAUUCUAGGGUUUUGGAACAUUAACAGGUUUUGUCUUUAGUUUAAGAACAUUAUAUAUAAUGACCGCUAAAUUUUUAAUCGAUGCUCAAGUAAGGUAAAAUCAAUAACCGAAUGAUUGGUUGAUAGGAAUGCAUAAUAAAGGUAGCGUUAAAACAUUGAAUUCUAUAUUAUGAUAUUUUACAUAAAAGUUGUUCAAGUUUAAUCUUGAAUCGGUCCAUUGAGAUGUUCCAUGGUUGUUUGUAGAUUUUAUAUUGUUGAAUUAUUUAUUAUCUGUUUUUCAGUGUACAGGUAGUUUUUUGUAUUUAUAUUACUAGAGAGAUAUUACAUAAUUCCCAGUUAAAGCUGCACUCUCACAGAUAUACCAUUUUUACAACUUUUUUUAUUUUUUUGUCUUGGAAAGAACAAAUUUUUGCAUAAAUAUCUGCAAACAAUGAUAUAAGAUUGCUGAUAAAAAAUCAGAUCGAAGAUUUUCAUAUUUUCUUAGAAAAUUAAUGUUUUAUGGCUUAAACCAACGGUUUAAGAAAAAUGCAUAAAACAUCAAGUUGUCAAAACAUUCAUUCUGUGAGAGUGCAGCUUUAAUUAUUUUGUUACUAUGAGCUGUGAUUCUGUGCUUUUUAACAUAGUUAAUUUACAAAUACUGAAAACUGAAAAGUUGAUGUUCUAAAUUAUAUAUUAUAUUGCAUUAUUUGAAAAUGUUAUAUUUUAUAAAUAUAAAUUAUGUUAAAAACUUUGAUUUCCCAUGAUGUUUUUACAAGUGAAUGCAAUUAGAAUGCUUAGAUUUUUUAGAUCUUAUUUCAUCUUCUGAACACUUCAGGGUCAUAGUAUUUACCGCAGGGUAAUAAUUUCCGUCCAUUGUUUUAAUCUGUCAUAUAUUGUUUAACAUGAAGGUGUGAUAAGUUUACUAAUACAGUGCUAAAUACUGCACAUUAUCAUAUGCAAAUAUGACAGUAGACAAAGAUUCAUGUAUUAUUGUUUUUGUAUUUUUUACUACAAAGUACAGCAAUGCAAGUUAUAUGCCACUUUUCCUCUGAACACAAAGGUGAACUUAAAUAGGAAUGUGAAUUACAUUAAAAGUACUGUUUGUUAUGCUGUUAGUCUUGGAUUAUCAUUUUUAUAUCUUUUAUUAAAUAAGAAUAUUAGAAUGCAAUACUCAGUGUGUAGCAUAAUUCAUUGUCUCAAAUAUUAACUUCUGAUUUAAUGUUAAUAGUUCACUGCCUCUUACAAUUUUCUGUCAGAUCAGUUUUGAUUGGUUUUCAUUGUAGCAAAUCACUCUUGUACAUCAUGCUAAUAAUAAGAACAUAAAAACUUACUGUUUCAAUUGUGUUGAUGUAAAAUUUAUAAUUUUGAGGAAAAUAAACUACAUGUUCCGUGAUAAGUAUUUUUGUAAUUGUAAAAUUUAUUUAUCAAAUUUUGUUAAGACUUUCAUUAAAAAUUGACAUCAUGCUUAAUCAACAGCAAAACUGUUUACAGAUUUCAGAAAAUCAAUCACUGUUAUGUUGACAACCCAAUAUAUUAUAACUGCAAUACUGUUU